GACCUCCUCCUCCUAAGCCUUUUUCUUAUUUGGCUCUCCUAUUGUCAUUUGUCAGACCUCCUCUUACCACCCUCAAGACGUUCUCUCUUUCAUCCAAACCCAAAGCACAAACACAACCAAGCGGCAUGAAGAUGGCAAGGCCAAGUCGAACGCUAUCAGCUAGCCCGAGCCCCAGUGGCCCUCCCCCGUCCGAGCACGCUCAUGGGGCAGGCCACAGCCGAGUGUUGUACCCUCUUCUCUUGGCCCUCAACAUACUCCUCAUCUUUCUCUUCUACUUUGGCAUCUGGCAUUUCUUCUGCAAGAAGGACCAGCGAGUAGGUGACACCAACGCUGCCACCACCUCUUCCUCCACUCCCAGUUCUCCCGGUCCCCAUGCAAGAAACGGCCGGAGGCUGGAUUCCCGAGUCCUCUCGUCGUUGCCGAUCUUCGUCUACACCAUCGGCGGCGAGGAGAAGAUGGAGUGCGCUGUGUGUUUGAUGGAGUUCAAGGAGGGCGAGAAUGGCCGGCUGCUGCCGAGGUGCAACCAUCGCUUUCAUACGGAGUGCGUUGACAUGUGGUUUCAGAGUCACACCAGCUGCCCUCUUUGCCGGGCUUCUGUCGAGUCCAGUGCUCCGGAUUCUGGCGCGGCGGUGUGAAUCGUGUUAUCUACGUCGCCGGCGAGAAAUUGUACGUUUGACUUGAGCUCUUUCCGGUCCAGCUGGAAUUGUUCUGUAGAUUUCUUUAUCUUUUUUUUAUUUUCCCCAUUUUGUACACGAACUGACGGCUGUAAA
Messenger RNA from Elaeis guineensis (African oil palm), 770 nucleotides. RefSeq names its product RING-H2 finger protein ATL2-like. The record is from RefSeq and is a predicted model, not a curated record. Lineage: Eukaryota; Viridiplantae; Streptophyta; Magnoliopsida; Arecales; Arecaceae. Gene Ontology annotation, biological process: protein ubiquitination.